Messenger RNA from Anarrhichthys ocellatus (wolf-eel), 3154 nucleotides. Its product is annotated as neuromedin-U receptor 1-like. Bases 198 to 1415 code for a protein of 405 amino acids. The transcript is spliced from 4 exons. The record is from RefSeq and is a predicted model, not a curated record. Lineage: Eukaryota; Metazoa; Chordata; Actinopteri; Perciformes; Anarhichadidae. Gene Ontology annotation, cellular component: plasma membrane. Gene Ontology annotation, biological process: neuropeptide signaling pathway. Gene Ontology annotation, molecular function: neuromedin U receptor activity.
GGGAAGUCGAGGCAGCUGUGUUCAGGGAACACCAAAGCAGUCAAGACAAAGUGCCAGAGAAACUAAGUCCAGGAUGCAGAGAAAUAUGAUGAUCACACAUUGUCUCACCUUUCUUCAGAUGGUAUUCAUCUCAAGCCCUCAAGGAGCCCACAAACUGCAGGUUUAGAAUCCAAAGAACCUUCCUGCCAGUCGUCAACAUGCCAGAGUUUAACUGCUCCUCCGCUGCUCUUGGUGCCGGAGUUUUCAAUGACGUGGGCUGCCCCGAGGUUGCUUUGGUGUGCGGGAUGAAUAUCUCCUGGUUGUUGACUCAGGCUACUGCACAAGAUCUGGAUGACAUGUGCUUGAGCGAGAAGGACUACCUGGCCAUGUACCUGGGGCCUCCGAGGUCCCCUGUGUUCCUUCCCGUCUGUGUCAUCUACCUGACCAUCUUCAUUGUGGGUGUAUUGGGCAAUUCUCUGACCUGCACGGUCAUUUUGCGCCACAGGGUGAUGCAGACACCCACCAACUACUACCUGCUGAGCCUGUCGGCGUCUGACCUGCUGGUGCUGCUACUGGGCAUGCCAUUAGAGCUCUAUGAGAUGUGGCAGAACUACCCCUUCCUGCUCGGGGAGUGGGGUUGCUACUUCAAAACCUUCCUGCUUGAGACCGUCUGCUUCGCCUCCAUCCUCAAUGUCACCGCGCUCAGCGUGGAGCGCUACGUGGCGGUGUUGCACCCCCUCAAAGUCAAACACAUGACCACACGUGCUCAUGUCAAGAGGGUCAUCUUCAUGCUGUGGGUGCUGUCCAUGCUGUGUGCUGUGCCAAACACCAGUCUGCACGGGAUUAUGACGCUGCCUCCAAAGUUUGGACGACAGUUUCCCCGAUCUACUAUCUGCCAUGUGAUUAAACCCACCUGGAUCUACAACCUGAUUAUCCUGAUUUCUACGUUGACCUUCUUCCUGCUCCCCAUGCUGAUAAUAAGCAUUCUCUACCUGCUCAUUGGCUUGGGGCUGAGAAGGGAGCGGAUGAUGACAGUAGUGGACACCAGCUUUGGACCGGAAACUCUCUCCAGGUCCCACAAGCAAAAACUGAGGAAACGCAAUCUGCAAGUCACCAAAAUGCUGUGUGUGCUGGUGGUUGUGUUCGGCCUUUGCUGGGCUCCCUUCCAUGCGGACCGCUUGAUGUGGAGCUACAUCGACCCCUCGUCCGAGCACCACCUCCAGGUCUUCGAGCACGUCCACAUCGUCUCCGGAGUCUGCUUCUACCUGAGCUCUGCCAUAAACCCCAUCCUCUACAACCUCAUGUCCACAAAGUUCAGAGAAAUGUUCAGUCACGUUACUUGUUAUUCUAAAGGCUGGCCAGCGCGCUCCAGCUUAAAGAUGAGCCAUCGCAGCACCUUAAGCGAGAAAAUUCCCAAUAGUACGAAAUCUACUUAGUCUGGACCAAAGGUCCAAGAACAUUAUACACCGAUGGAUGACAAAUUAAAGGAAAAAUGACAGGAGAAAUGCAUGUAAUACAGGAAAUACGGGGGGUUUAAUGAGCCUGCAAAUGGUGUGAAUUGUAUGUUAUGGCCUACACAGUUGCCAGAUCUCAUUCGAAGUAGCUACCACAGUCAUCAUCACCCCAAUUGAGGGAAUUCCUUUUGGAAGAAUGUAGUUAAUCCCUCCUCCAUCGGUAUAUUUCCCUUCCACGACAUCUGCAUUCUCCCGAUGUCACAGUAUCAGUCGAGAAUCGCUGGCAGCUACGGGCAUGGAUGUUUUCUCUCUUCUCCUGACUACGUUCAGUGAUUGACAGAUGGUAUUUUGACUGUGAGAAACUAUCUGGCUGAUCAGGUUAUCUGUACAUAUAUUAUCUUCAUAUGGGAAAGGUCCCUAAAUGGAAGGAUAUAACUCUUUAAGUGGAAGACGAUGUCACAUGAAGGGGAACAGAUGGUAUACCCAAAAUCGAUUGAACCAUGUGACAAAAGGCAAGGUGGCAAGACUUAAGAGAAAAAAUAAGCAUCGUUGCUGCACAGUCUGCUACUGGAUCUGGAAGUCCUCCAGAUUUCAGAAAUAUCCACAGUAACUCAAAUCCCAUUCAUAGAGAGAACCAAUAAGACUGAGUGAAGUGAAAAAUGAUGACGUGGAGCUACAUUGACCUUUCUGACGUCAAUGUUUUAGAUGAACAAUGAAAUUAUCAUUUAAAUGAUACAACAGCAUUUGUAUGCAUGAGAAAUACAUCCCAUCGACUGUCUCAAAGGUAAAUCCUUUCUAUCAGUGUGUUUGUGUACGGUGGCACAGCGGUUAACGCUGACGCCUCGCAGCAAGAUUGUUCUGGGUUUGAAUUCUGUCUGUGUGGAGUUUGCAUGCCCUCCCUGAACGCCUGAAUGUGUAUAGCUAAUGGGUGCAGGAUCGUGAAUGUAUUUAUUGCGGGUGACUGUUGAUGAGCGUAACAUUUCCAGGAGGACCUGUUAACACGCUUUCACAGCAAAGAAUCAAUGCACAAUGGCUUCUGUUUAAAAGGAAGAACAUUUGUCUCGGAAUGAGUCGGGGGGGGAAAUGAAAGUCAAUUAAGUGAAGCAGGGAAAUAAACACGGGGCAAUGGUUUGUUUAUCGAAUUUAUAACAAGUGGCAAAGCUGAUAAGUCAGGUGCUUUACAAGUAUUUCCAUGCAUAUUUCUUUAACCACUCUUUUUUGCACUUACAUAAAAUGUAUAGUAUUACUAAUUCUACUUUUUGUUCUUCUUCAGGCUGUGAGAUGUUUGAAUUCAUCUACCACACUCCACAGUUUUGUGUGUGCGUGUGUGUGUGUGUGUGAGUGUGUGUGUGUAUUUUCUCAUGUAGCAGAUGGGACAUUAAACUGCAUUUUGUUGUGGAGAACAAAAAAUGAACCUUGAAAUGUUGUUUAAAGCUUAAUUAACGAAAUUAUCACUUUAGAAAUACUGCCAGGUUGAAAAGGCCACCGGCAUUUAUUGCUCUCCAAAGUGUUAUUGUUGUUUCAUGUGUUGAAUUAAUUGCUUUAACAUUUAGCAAAUUGUAUUGAAAACAGUACCUGUAUGUAGGACAUGUGAAUCAUCAACUCUUUUAUCAAUGUGCAGUACCUAAUGCAGUAUUCUCUACUAUUUAAUGAAAGCAUGCAGAACAUUUGUUCUUUUUCUCAGCGUGUAUACCCUUGAAAUAGAAUAUACGAUUAAAUGA